Messenger RNA from Acanthoscelides obtectus, 1605 nucleotides. NCBI's taxonomy places the organism in Eukaryota, Metazoa, Arthropoda, Insecta, Coleoptera, Chrysomelidae. The record is from the annotation of a GenBank genome assembly.
CAACACUGAUUCAGUAAUUGACAGUGUAAAUUUUGGCCUCCAAUUUGAAAAAUCUAGACUACCUUACAAACUCAUUUUAAUGAAUUAUUUAAAAAUUUCGGUUUUUAACGCGUUUUUCAUCAAUCGUUGCGUACCAAAUUCUAAAAUAAAACAUUUUCAAUUCAAUCGAUAAUCUGUACCCCACCAAUCUCAUCAGACGUAGCGCCCUCUAUUUCCGUAACCGUUCCUUUCGCGUACUUUUGCUUGCGUUGUGUUGUGAUUCGGAUGGGUGGUGUUCGCGUUAUUCUAUCAAAACACUAAGAAAAUAACCCGUUAAUAUAAGUUAUUAAUUCACCCAGUUGUUCAAAAACACCACUUUUAUUCAGGGUGUCGUUUCACAUAAGCUCCGACCAUGGCGUCGGAACAAUUUUCACUAUGCUGGGACAACUUCCACAAGAACAUGAGUUCAGGGAUGAACUCGCUGCUAGAGAGCGAAGACUUAGUCGAUGUGACGUUAGCCGUGCAAGGAAAGUGCCUGAAAGCACACAAGAUGGUGCUGAGUGUGUGUAGUCCCUAUUUCAAAGAACUCUUUAAGUCCAAUCCGUGUCAGCACCCGAUAGUGUUUAUGAAGGACGUUUCGUACGAAGCGCUUAGUGACCUUUUGCAAUUCAUGUACCAAGGAGAGGUGCAAGUUAGUCAGGAGAAUUUAACCACGUUUAUUAAGACUGCCGAGGCCCUUCAGAUUAAGGGACUCACCGCCGACGGCAACGGUUCUGCCGAGAAUGAGACUUCCGAAACCCACGAAAAACCUCAACGGCAUGUGGAAGAGUACAAACCCAUGCCAAGGCCAAAGAAACAACCCGCACCCGCAGUAGCACCAUCACCUUCAAUCAAAAGGCAGAGGCUGUCGUCUGACAACCAGUCGACAGCGUCAAUCGCGUCGACGCCGAUAACGAAGCAGGAGCCUAGCGCGAGUGCUUCAGUCGGUUCGACGUCCCUGUCUCAACCCGAACAGGUUCAUUUUAAAAUGGAACCUUACGAUCAAGGUAGCGGGAUAUUGGACGAGACGGGAGACGAGACGUUCGGCGACGACACCUUAGACUCUGGAGAACUGAAGCCUCAAAUGAAGGAUGCUCACAUGAUGGUAAAAAGGGAAGGUAGAGAAAAAUCGAGGACUCAGAGAAGAAGAUGUAAAUCCUGCGCUGCCCAAGGUAAACGUACAGAAACAUUAUACGAGUGCCGAGACUGUCCAGGUACUCCAGGGUACUGCUUGAAUUGUUGCACUAUCUACCAUAUGUAAAGUGAGACGACACGGCUGUGGAUGAUACGGAGGACUAUUCGAUGAUGGAAAGCGGCGUUGGUGAAAGCGAAGGCGGGGAACCGCAGGCUGGCACCAGCGGAACGGACGGCACGGGCGAAGGACAAGGUAGGUGGUUGAUGGGAUUCACACAUCAACAGCGGUGGUUUGGUUCUUGAAUUGACAAUUUUCUGCGAGAAAAAAAAUAAGAUGCAUAAUACUGGCUACAUUAACCCCCUCUAAAUUUUUUUUGACCUGAAAGAAAAAGUUGUAUAUAAAAGGUAUAGGAUCUUUUUAUGUAAUAUUUUUUUUGCAUAAAGGUGUUGUCG